Molecule: messenger RNA, 2383 nt
Organism: Centrocercus urophasianus (Greater sage-grouse)
Lineage: Eukaryota; Metazoa; Chordata; Aves; Galliformes; Phasianidae
Product: cerberus
Exons: 2
Coding region: 1-819 (272 amino acids)
Biological process (GO): signal transduction involved in regulation of gene expression; determination of heart left/right asymmetry
Molecular function (GO): morphogen activity
Source: RefSeq, a predicted model, not a curated record
AUGUCACUGCUUCACCUUCAGCUGCUAGUGCUCCUGUGUCUUGGAGCCACAGAGCCACAGUCAGAUUUACAGCAGAGGAAAAGAAGGCCACUUCAGCGCCUUUUCUAUUUGGACAGAAAUCUACUUGAAAGCCAGAGUUUUCAUGAGUUGGUGGGGGAAAACCCAGUAGGUGUAAAGGAAACCCAGGAAGAGCCAAGUUUUUUUAUAGCAUUUCCACAGACAGCGGGAGACAGUCAAAAGCAAGGGGAGAAAAAAAUGUCCAGAUUCAUCCUUCCUAAUGCAGAACUCUAUGCACACCAAGAUCUGAGAACCUGGGCAGCACCCAGAGAGAUCUCUCCUGUGGAAAAUUUCUCUCCAUCCUACUACUCCAGUAAGAGGGAGGUUGAACCUCCCUAUAGGAAAGAUGCCAAAAAAUUCUGGGACCAUUUCAUGUUAAAGAAGAAUUCAGCUUCUGAAGAGGUUGUUCUGCCAAUCAAGACCAAUGAAAUGCACCAAGAAACCUGCAGAACUCUGCCUUUUUCCCAGCGUAUUGCUCAUGAGAACUGUGAGAAGGUGAUCAUCCAGAAUAAUCUAUGUUUUGGCAAGUGUAGUUCCUUUCAUGUACCUGGUCCAGAGGAUCGCCUUUACACCUUUUGUUCUAAAUGCCUGCCCACCAAGUUUUCCAUGAAGCACUUGGAUCUCAACUGUACCAGUUCUGUCCCAGUGGUUAAAAAAGUCAUGAUUGUGGAAGAGUGUAACUGUGAGACUCAGAAGAUAGAAGAUCCUCUGCCUGGAUCUCUACAGUCAGAUUUUCUUGGAAACGUACCAGAGCACAAUUAACCCAUUCAAGGUAACUCUGAAAUCCCAGAUUAUAAGGAUUUGCCAAGAAAAGAAAAGAAAAAAAUAAUCAGUGAGACAAAACUUUCAUCAUACACCAUAAUAUGAAAGACAUAGACUUUCUGUUUAAACCGCAUCUCUGCUUCAACAACUUUACUUAAAAUUUAACAAAUAUUUCCUUGCUCAAGAUUAUGUGGUUUAUGGGUACAGCCUUAUUUUAGCAAGAUAAAUCUUAAAAUGUUUUCCAUCCUUCCUAUACCUAACAUCUUAGCACACUAGGAGACAAGAGCUGAAGAACUAAUGUGAUUUAUUUCUGCAAAAACUAAAGUACUAGAUAGUUUAUGCUGCGUUUACUUCCUGAGAACGCCAGUAUUGUUCUAUCGGUAACACAGAGGAGGCUUUAGACUCUUCAUUGCAAAAACAGAUUUGCUUUUAUAUCAUGAGAGUGACUGGAGAAUUUAAAAUAUAAAUGGACAGAACGCAGAAAGAAAGCUGUGACGAAUUCCUCUGAUUGUUCCCAGCUGGAGUUCACUUUCCAGUAAAAUCAACAUACCUGACAGCUUACACACUUAAGAUAAUGUUUGCAAAUGGUGUUUUGCCAUAAAAACUAUUUACUCUCCUUUUAUAAAUCUGCAGUUGUUCUGCAUUUAUUGUUAUUGAAAGUUUAACAUAGUAGAAGGAGGAAAAAAAGCAGGUCUACUUCCAUAUUAAACACAGAAUUUAAUGGAUAGUUAUUACUGUUGUUUGAGUUCACUUUAGAAAGGCGACAAACAUUUUCUGUCUGAUGAAUUUCAAGGUUGUCAGUGACAGCAAGAUAAGUUUAAGUCAUGUUCUCAACAGUUAAACUAAAGAAGAUGCGUAUCUGUGAUAGAAAAACAGCAAAAUAAUUUUAGAAAGCUUUUUACUGGGAAAGGUCUGAUUCCAGUCCUUGCCAGCACAGCACCAGAGGCUGUUAGCUGACUGCUUGCUUUCCAGUUGCUUCUCUCUGGGUUUGCCUUGCAGCCCUAACAUAUCAGACAUGGAUCACCUUUCAGAAACCAGACUUUAUCCUGUGUAUAAUCCAGGUCCUGUAAUCUGCUGGGAAUAUUAUUCAAGUGCUAUUGCCAAACUAUCAGACUUUUGUUCCUGUUAUGGAACUAUCUGCACCUUUUUCUUUGGGUAUUGGAAAUAAGUAUUGAUACAGCUGGUCAAUUCAAGGUAAAUGAUCCCUUUGUAAAUGGACUGCACAAUGAUCAGAAGUGUCAUAAUAACCUGUCAAAAACAUAUGUUCACCAUAAUGGCUUCAUAAUGCAAGGCCCAUGUUUAAUUUUUAUAGAAAAGAGCAUCUGUCUGAGUGACAACCUGGUACAGAGUCUGGACUGCUGCAAUAGCUGCUUGCACACUACUUGCAGACAGUGAACUGAACAAUAGUAUGCAGAUAUUUUUAAAUAUAAAGAAAAUUGUUUUUAAAUAAUAAAAAUUGCAAUAUUAAAACUGAGAAAAGCUUUCUGUCUGUCCUUUUGCACUGAGGACUAACAAGUGAAACUUCUAUGUCUCUUUGUAUGUUAUGGUAUGAUAUAUAAUGUCA